GAGACAGCCCCAUGUUGAUCCCGCUCGGCGCGUGUUAAUACACUGGUGUAAUCCCGAGCAUCGCCUCUUGGGUUUCUAUCAAAUUGCCCCGUGCAGGUCAAUACUUGUCCCUAUUGCGCGUUUUGUGGUCAUAGUUUCUUUCGGUUUAUUUCCUUUAUCUGCCGUCACGUCCAUCUUUUAGUCUUCUUACGGUGCAGGCCACCUAUUCUCUCACUUCACAAUGGAUACUCGCUACCAACCAGAAGGUUUGUCCUUUGGCACAAAGGACAACUUCAGCCCUAAUUUCGAGAAUGGACGAUUCCCUCUCGCUUCCGACCAGCAACAACAAUCCCAAUAUACACCUCAACCACAGCAACUGAGCCAGUAUGGCCUACCUUCGGGUCCUCGUAUGCAGACUCCCCAGCAGCAAGGCCAAUAUGGACUGCCUUCUGGACCUCGUCAAUCCCAGCACUCGCCUCAGUCAAGCCGGGAUGUAAACAACUACUCCCGCUUGUCCAACCCUCAGCAGCAGCAACAGCCACUAGAGCAGCAACAGCAACAGCUACAAUCGAACCAGUACCAGCCUCAACCUGUCGCACCUCAACAGAGCCAGUUCCCAUUCCAGUCUGGAGAGACCACUCGCACCAACACAUGGGCGAACAACACGCCAGCAACGCAAACUCCAGCGCCAAUGUACGCUUCUGACGCAGGCUACUUCCCCGGCCCAGUCGACGCCAAUGGGUACCGUAUCGAUACGAAGGAAAGGCCACAACAGCCAGAGAACCCCUUCAGAGACCCAGCUCUCCAGUCUCCGCCACCAAUGGACGACGUCGAUCUGGAGAAACACAAGCACGACGAUGGCCACUCAGGAUGGGACAAGCACACUAAGAUUCCUGGCAGGAAGGACCCUAAUCAGCCAUAUCUUACCUUUGGAGAGCGAAUCAGGCACUACACAUGGGCGAACUACACCCUGACCAUGGCCACGGGUGGUCUUGGUACGCUCAUCGCUAUCCAGCCCCAUUCCUUCCCUGGUCUUAUCACUAUCGGUGCCGUUUUCUACAUCCUCAACCUCAUGCUGUUUACUGCUGUAACAAUGACCAUGGUUCUUCGUUUUACCAAGUAUGCUGGAUCCUUCAAAGCCUCUAUCACCCACGAACGUGAAGGCCUCUUCCUCGGACCAUUCUUUCUUUCCAUCGCUACGAUCAUUACCGGUACUCAGAAAUACGUCAUAGAAGCUUACGAAGCGGAUCAUCCAAACCGAGCUUGGGCAGUCACCACAAUGGCGGUUGCAUUCUGGGCCUACACUUUCUUCGCUUUCUGUCUGGCUAGCUUCCAAUACUCGUUCCUCUUUUGCCACCAUACAUACAAGCUCACCAGCUUCAUGCCUUCGUGGCUUCUACCUAUCUUCCCUAUCAUGCUUUCGGGUACGAUUGCGUCGACCAUUGCCGCUUCACAGCCUGUGUCUGCCAGAAUGCCGAUUCUGGUUGCAGGACUUGGAUGCCAGGGUCUUGGAUUCACGGUAGCUAUUCUCAUGUACGCGCAUUACAUUGGCCGUCUUAUGCAGGUCGGGUACCCCGAUCGUGAGCAUCGAGGAGCCAUGUUCAUCGCUGUCGGCCCGCCUUCUUUCACCUGCUUGGCUUUGAUUGGUAUGGCCAACGCCCUCCCUGACGACUUCGAUUUGCAGGGAGACGGCCUCGUCGAUGCCAAGCUACUCAGGACUCUGGCUCUAAUUGUCGCGCUUUUCCUUUGGGUAUUGGCUAUGUGGUUCUUCAUGGUCACUCUUAUCGCUGUCAUCAACUCCUGGGCUGUUUACUUCCAUCUCGGAUGGUGGGCUAUGGUCUUCCCCAACACCGGUUUCGUCAUCGCUACCAUCUCCAUUGGCAACUCCCUAAAAGAUGAGACGGUGCUCUAUGUUGGGAACGGUCUUACGAUCGCUGUUAUCACCAUGUGGUUCUUCGUCCUGUUCAAACACGUUCAGGCGGUCUACGUGGCAGAUAUCAUCUAUCCCGGCAUGGACGAAGACAUUGCCGAUCACUAAGCACCAAAAUACAGUGAUCUCGGCACUUUCGCCUCACGCCGUGCGAUCUCUGCUGUCAACUUAUUUUCACGGCGUUUUCUCUUCCGGUCUGAUUCUAUCACUCGUUGUACAACCACGUAUACGCCUCACGUGAGCCAAAAGCAUCACGCUCCUUUAUACCCCAUGUUUUAUCCUCUCUGUUCUCGCCACCGCUUCUUGCCUUCUCCCCUCAGAAGCCGCCAGCAGGUCUCAACGCUUCUGCCCUUAUAG
This is a messenger RNA of Alternaria alternata, 2266 nucleotides long. RefSeq lists its product as hypothetical. Bases 221 to 2017 code for a protein of 598 amino acids. Gene Ontology annotation, biological process: malate transmembrane transport. Gene Ontology annotation, molecular function: malate transmembrane transporter activity. The record is from RefSeq and is a predicted model, not a curated record. Lineage: Eukaryota; Fungi; Ascomycota; Dothideomycetes; Pleosporales; Pleosporaceae. Gene Ontology annotation, cellular component: membrane. The transcript has 2 exons.